AUGAAUAAGUCAUCAGAGAAGGAAAGGAAUUUGAAUCAUUUAAAUAGUCAGAUAAUUCAGUUAUCUUCUAACUUACAAGACUUGAAUGAACUUGUCAAUAUAACUACUAAUCAGUAUAAGAUAAUUGAGAAGUUAGGAAUAGUUCAUAGUUCGAUAUUCAUUGCUAGUCAGAAAGUCUUCAGUAACGAGAGCGAAGAGUAG
Messenger RNA from Yamadazyma jaroonii, 201 nucleotides. The record is from the annotation of a GenBank genome assembly. Lineage: Eukaryota; Fungi; Ascomycota; Pichiomycetes; Serinales; Debaryomycetaceae.